GACACGUCCUCUACGGGUGAACGAGGAGGCUGGAAUGGAAACGGAGUCGAGGGGGGCGAUACUUCGUCUAGAGCAGAGCUCCAUCAGUAGACUCAAAUCACCCAGUAGUAGUAGGUUAUACAGCCGUUAUUCCCCUUUUCCAGCCAAGUGACUAAGUGAUAGGAGAAGGACAUCUCUGGCAUAUAUAUAAUUGGAACAAUCGUUGGCUUUAUGCGGGGGAAAAUGCAACCUUCAAGACUAAAAGGAACGUGAUGGGAAGAGCAUAUAUAUACAAUUUUUUUUUACAGAAUAUUCUAACUCGACGUCCAUUGGAGGAAAGCAGUUAAUGUUUAUAGCUCUGUGCUUCGUCAUCAUUCAACGUUAGAUUUUUGUUUCAUGGACCAUUUUAUAUAUUAUUAGCCUACCAGUACAGGUCUAAUGUCUUAGUUUAGCACAUGAUUUAGCUGUAGAUAGGUCAGCUGCCUUUACAGGCACAGACUAGAUGGGAUUCAAUGGUUUAAUGUUUUUUGAUGGAUUCCUUGUCCUUUAGUAAGUAAGUAGCAAGACAAUCUAAGGUAGCUGCUGGUCCGAGAAUUGUGGAUUAAUUAAAUUUUUCAGCAAAACCAGACGUCUAUGGACAUUUGUUCGUCAUCGGCGAAAUGAGUGUAUGUUUAAUUAAACCAAGCACAUGAACGGCGUCUAAAUUAAGGUCGUGUUCAGAGGGGUGAAAACCGACGUUGAGAAUAUUCCCCGACAAGGAGAAAUACAAUUUAAUUCAUAUUCUCUGGAAUUGUUGCUGUCCACCACAAGGAAAUGGGAAGCGAGGUUUUUACGCCGUUGCUGGAGCAAUUUCUGCUCACGCCUUUGGUCGCCUGGGUUAAGGCGGCUGGGCAUUCAUCUGGAAACGAUGGCACCAAACUAUCGGAAUACAUUGAAUUAGUGGAUGGCAUUUAUUUAAACGAGAUCAUGCUUGAGAUAAAUCCUAAAGCCACUGUUCAAAGAACCAACAAGAAAGUGAACAAUGACUCAACACUGCGCAUACAAAACCUCUCCAUCCUGAUCCGACAGAUCAAGUCCUAUUACCAGGAGACCCUCCAGCAGCUGGUGAUGAUGCCUCUCCCCAACGUGCUGGUGCUGGGCAGGAACCCUCUCAGUGAGCAAGGACUGGAGGAGAUGAGGAAGCUUUUGUUGCUGUUGCUUGGCUGUGCCGUCCAGUGUGAGAAGAAAGAGGAGUACAUCGAGAGGAUCCAGACCUUAGACUUUGACACAAAAGCUGCCAUAGCAUCUCACAUCCAAGAGGUGACCCACAACCAGGAGAAUGUUGUGGACCUGCAGUGGCUGGAUGGGGGCGAGCUGCCCCCAGAGGACCUGGACUCCUUCUCCAGGAACAUGGCCUUUCAUCUCAAACGCAUAGUGGACGAGAGAGACGACCAGCUGGAGACCAUCGUGGAGCUGACCCAGGAGAGGGACUGUGGACUGUACUCUCCCCAGCCGUUCUGUGCCCAGUCGCCCAACGACUCGCCCAGCAUGCGCCGCACAGAGAGCCGGCAGCACCUGUCUGUGGAGCUGGCCGACGCCAAGGCCAAGAUCAGACGUCUGCGCCAGGAGCUGGAGGAGAAGAGUGAGCAGCUGCUGGACUGCAGACAGGAACUGGACAACAUGGAGACUGAAAAUAAGAGGGUUCAGCAAGAGAGCCUGCAGUUGUUGUCGGACGCCCGUUCUGCCAGAGCAUAUCGUGACGAGCUGGACGCUCUGAGGGAGAAGGCCGUCAGAGUGGACAAGCUGGAGAGUGAAGUGGGACGCUACAAGGAGAGGCUCUACGACAUUGAGUUCUACAAAGCCAGAGUAGAGGAGCUGAAGGAGGACAACCAGGUGUUGCUUGAGACCAAGGCCAUGCUAGAGGACCAGCUGGAAGGAACCAGGGCUCGCUCUGACAAACUCCACGAGCUGGAGAAAGAGAGCCUGCAGCUCAAAUCCAAGAUCCACGACAUGGAAAUGGACCGGGACAUGGACAGGAAGCGUAUUGAGGAGCUGCUAGAGGAGAACCUGGUCCUGGAGAUGGCCCAGAAACAGAGCAUGGAUGAGUCUCUCCACCUGGGGUGGGAACUACAGCAGCUCUCCAUGACCCCUGACCUGACAGAGGUGCCUCAGAAGUCCCUGGGCCACGAGGUGAAUGAGCUGACAUCCAGCCGGCUGCUGAAGCUGGAGAAGGAGAACCAGACCCUGCUGAAAACUGUGGAGGAGCUGAGAGGUUCUGCCAGCAAACACGUCCCCGCACGUCUCCUCAAGGCCGACAAGGAGAACCAGAGGCUCACCCAGAGGCUGGUGCAGCUGGAGAGUGAGCUGAACACAGAAAGGGAGAGUCUGCACAGUGCAGAGCAUCUUGGCACCGACCUGAUGAAGGAGAAGGCUCUGCUGGAGAAAACCCUGGAGACGCUGAGGGAGAAUUCUGAGAGACAGGUGAAAGGCCUGGAGCAGGAGAAUGAGCAUCUGACCAAUACCGUCUCGUCACUGAGGCAACGCUCCCAGGUGGGUCCUGAGGCGCGGGUCAAAGACGUGGAGAAGGAGAACCGCGUGCUGCACGAGUCCAUCCGGGAGACCAGCUCCAAGCUCAACAAGCUGGAGUUUGAGCGUAAGCAGCUGCGUAAGGACCUGGCGGUUUACAAGGAGAAGGGCGAGAGGACAGAGGAGCUGGAGGUGGAGGCGCAGCGGCUGGAGAGGGAGAACGAGGCCCUGCAGAAGCGAGUAGCCAGCCUGGGCAUCACCUGUGACAAGGUGGCGUCUCUGGAGAAGGAGAACGCAGAGCUUGAGGCAGAGGGCCGUCGUUUGAAGAAGAACGUGGAAGGCCUGCGGAGCACCUCCUUCCAGCUGGAGGCCCUGGAGAAGGAGAAUGCCCAGCUGGACGAGGAGAACCUGAAGCUCCGCAGGGCUGCAGAGGUGCUCCGCUCGGCCGGGAACAAGGCGGCUCAGCUGGAACUGGAGAACCGGGAGCUGGAGAGCGAGAGGAGCCAGCUGAAGAGAAGCCUGGAGCUGCUCAAAGCCUCCUCCAGGAAGACGGAGAGGCUGGAGGUGAGCUACCAGGGCCUGGACAUGGAGAACCAGCGGCUGCAGAAAUCCCUAGAGAACAGCAGCCGCAAGAUCCAGCAGCUAGAGGGGGAGCUGCAGGACGUAGAACAGGAGAACCAGAGUCUGCAGAGGAGCUUGGAGGAACUGAAGAUCUCCAGCAAACGUCUGGAGCAGCUGGAGCAGGAGAAUAAGACUCUGGAGCAGGAGAGCUCUCAGCUGGAGAAGGACAAGAAGCAGCUGGAGAAGGAAAACAAGAGGCUGAGACAGCAGGCGGAGAUCAGGGACUCCAAGCUGGACGAGGACAACCUGAGGAUCAGCCACCUGGAGAAGGAGAACCGCUCACUGGGCAAGGAGAUGACCUCCUUCAAGGACUCCUGCAACCGCCUUAAAGACCUGGAGAAGGAGAACAAAGAGCUGGUCAAACAGGCCACUAUAGAUAAGAAGACCCUGGUCACUCUGCGAGAGGAACUGGUGAGUGAGAAACUGCGGACUCAGCAGAUGAACAAUGAUCUUGAGAAACUGACCCACGAGCUGGAGAAGAUAGGCCUUAACAAGGAGAGGUUGCUGCAAGCCGAGCAGAGCUCUGACGACGACAGGUACAAGCUGCUGGAGUUCAAGCUAGAGUCCACUCUCAAGUCUUCUCUGGAGAUCAAGGAGGAGAAGAUAGCUGCCUUGGAGGCCAGACUGCAGGAGUCCUCUAACCUCAACCAACAACUGCGCCAGGAACUUAAAACUGUGAAGAAGAACUACGAGGCCCUGCGACAGAGGGAGGAGGAGGAGGAGAGGAUGGUGCAGAGCUCACCCCCCAGAGGAGGGGACAGGGAGGACUCUCAGGCCGUCAACAAGUGGGAGAAGGAGAGCCACGAGACCACCCGGGAACUGCUCAAGGUCAAAGACCGCCUCAUUGAGGUGGAGAGGAACAAUGCCACCCUCCAGGCAGAGAAGCAGGCCCUGCAUACCAACCUGAAGCAGCUAGAGACCCAGAGCAGUAACCUGCAGGCCCAGAUUCUGGCUCUGCAGAGACAGACUGCCUCUCUACAGGAGAACAACACCACACUACAGACCCAGAACGCCAAACUACAGGUUGAGAACUCAACGCUGAACUCCCAGAGUGGCGCUCUCAUGGCCCAGAAUGCCCAACUGGCGACGCAGCAGUCCAGUACGGAGAACGAGAAGGAGGGGGCGAUGAGGGACAGGGAAGACCUGAGGUCCACCUAUGAGAUGCUGCUAAGGGACCAUGAGAAACUGGCUGCCCUGCAUGAGAGACAGGCCUCCGAGUAUGAGGGCCUCAUCGGCAAACAUGGAGGCCUGAAAAGUUCCCACAAGAGUCUAGAGUCACAGCACAGAGACCUGGAGGACAGGUAUAACCAGCUGCUGAGGCAGAAGGAUCAGCUAGAAGAGCUGGAGAAACAGCUGAAGUCAGAGCAAGAGAAGAUGCUGUCUGAGAACAAGAGCCACGAGGCCACGGCUGCAGACUACCACAAACUGAAGGAGGAGAAUGAAAGGCUGAACAUGGCACACCGUCAGCUGGUGAAGGAUAAUGAGGGCCUGCAGGCCGACCAUAAGAACCUGAAGAGCCAGAUGAACGGUGCCAAGCUGGAACAGACCCGCAUGGAAGCGGAGUUCUCCAAACUCAAAGAGCAGUACCAGCAGCUGGACAUCACCUCCACAAAGCUCACUAACCAGUGUGAGUUGCUGAGUCAGUUGAAAGGGAACCUGGAGGAGGAGAACCGUCACCUGCUGGACCAGAUCCAGACCCUGAUGCUGCAGAACCGCACCCUGCUAGAACAGACCAUGGAGAGCAAGGACCUGUUCCACGUAGAACAGAGACAGUACAUAGACAAGCUGAACGAGUUGAGGAGACAGAAGGAGAAGCUGGAGGAGAAGAUCAUGGAUCAGUACAAGUUCUACGACCCCUCACCUCCACGGAGACGGGGGAAUUGGAUCACCCUGAAGAUGAAGAAGCUGAUCAAGCCGAGGAGUCGGGAGAGGAUGCGUUCCCUGACACUGACUCCCACACGCUCCGAGUCCAGCGAGGGCUUCCUGGGGCUUCCUCUGGACAGCCAGGACUCCUCCUCCAUAGGCUCUGGCUCCAACUCCCUGGACGACACGCUGACACACAAGAGGAGCAGCAGGAAGAGAGACUCUCAGAGAGUGCAGCAUUCCCAUGUGCAGGGUAACCAGGGUAACCAGGGUUCCUCUAAUGCUCUGAAAAGGUUGCCCUUUAUGAGGACCAGAUCGAAGGAGAAAGACAAAGAGAAGGCCAUCUACCGCCGGUCCAUGUCUAUGAACGACUUGCUACAGACCAUGGCGCUGGCGGGGGGUCAGUGGGCAGGCAGCACAGAGAACCUGGAGGCGCCCGUCGAGACCAACGGGGGCAGCGGUGCCCGGCGAAUGAAAGGGCUGGGUUCCAUGGCCUACUCCACCAACGCUAUCAACUACGCCACACUCACCCUGCCUUCAGGCAGCAGGGCCAAGAGGAGCCUGAAGAUCAAAGACAACGCUUCCUGUGAAGAUGUUCCAGCAUCCUCAGACGACCCCAUUGGGGUCAAAGGGAAAGCCUCCAGACCCUCCAGCCUCCAUAGUAUCAAGACCAUCAGUAGUAAUAGCAAUAAUAACUCCCACUUCUCUCCACUCCAGACCAAAGGCACGUUGAACGGAAACCUCAGCAGGCCCCACAGUGAGAGCAGUGGGGAGUUCAGUCUCAGUCUGGACCAGGAGGAGUGGUCCAGCGGGAGCAGCCCUGUCCAGCAGCCCCUGUCCCGCUCCUCUCACCAGAGCCCCAUGCUGCUGCGGAGGUCCCUGGACCCCCAGGCCGCCCAGGCCAGGAAGAAGACGAGCAACUCCUUGGGCAGCGCCAGUGAAGUGGUCUCUCUACAGCAGUUCCUAGAGGAGAGCACCGACCCUGCAGAGUCUGGCAGCCAAGAGAAUCUGACCGUUGAGUCUCCCCGCCUCUCUGGAGGCGCUGAGCAUGUGCAGAGGGACCGGGCUGAGCGAGGCUCCACCUCCUGCACCGGCACUAAGGGGCGGGGCAUCCUGCGCUCAGCCAGUGGGAAGGCAGCGCCAGUGCACUCAGACAGCCGCCCCCCAAGGGGUGGCCAACCAGGUCGUCCCAGUCUACGGAAGGCAGAGAGUACGCGUGUGAAGGGCACGGUCCAGCCCCGGGUCAGCCUCUCCUCCCAGAGUAAAGCCAUGUCUGUGUCUGAGCGUCUGGACAUCUCCUCCACCUCCUUCUCCACGCUGCCCCGGGCCAGCAGCGUCAUCUCCACAGCUGAGGGCUCCACGCGUCGGACCAGCAUACACGACCUGCUGUCCAAAGACGCCCGGCAGCCCGUGUCUGUGGACCACUCACCCUCCUCAAAGGCCUCGCCUCGCGCCUCCACCACGCCCAAUGUGGAAGUGUUACAAGAGCGCAGAAAGUCAAAAAGCGGAACUGGGGAGCAACAAAGCUCCUAAACAUUAAUGAUGAGCUCAAGUGGUGAGUGCUGCUCUCCAAGUCCAACAGGGAGAUGGGGGGGGGGGGCUCCAUGGUAACCCAAAGUGGUGUAACAGAUGUCCCAUCCUGGACAUGCUUGCUAAUGCUACGCUGGUGUGUAUUUGUCGUCCCCCCUGGCCUGGCUGGUGCCACCCGGUAAAGGGCACAUGAAUGGACCGUCUGCAUGGCGUCUGGUGGAACACGCUUUGCCCAUUUAUGUGCCCAAUCCCUAAUAACAGGAGGACCUGUCUGUCCUGCUACACGUACAUGCACCCCCUCCCUCCCUCCCUGCUCCUCAGUGAUACUGUGUGUCCAUAGCUGGCUUUUCUUAUAACUUUUUUCUGUUCAUAUUCAGGAAAAAGCACCGGUGGCUCUAUACAAGGUUGUGGUCCCUUUGCGAGCUUAUCUAUCUGCAGUACUGCAUGGCUUUGGUGUCGUGCAGCUGAAACCCCUCCCCUUACCCUGACUGUCGAUGCAUGUAGACCGCUUUCCUGUGCGUCCAUAUCUACAUGUUCAUCUUCUUCUCUGUCAUUUCUGCCUCUAACUUUUUUCUGUCCGCUUCUCUUCUUCUCUUUCACUCUGUCUGCCUCCAGCUCAGAGGAAAGUGACCUUCAAGCUGUCUGUUUGACUUUGAAGCCUUUAAAAGUUGGUCUACUUAGAUGGUCUUCAGUGAGAAAAGCUUGUAAAAACAACAACAUUUAAAUCAAUUUCAAGAAUGCUUCAAUAGAGAAAAGUAAACUUCCUCUCUUUUUUCCUUGAAUCAAGGAAACAAAACUCAUAAAGGGACAUUUCUAAAAUGUUAAAUUUCAUAUUCAUAAUCUCCAGCAACCACCCGAACAUCAACAUAUGGGAAAAUGGCGCGUUUCUAUGUUUUGUAGUAAAAAACAGAGGAAGAUAUGUUUCCAAUUAUAUCAUUGUUGUGCAUUGUGUGAUUUUUAACCAAUUAUGAGUAGGUAUUGCUUGCUAAUUGGUUGAUGUUGUUGGAAAAUAUAUUUUUUACUGCAAAACAUAAAUGCACCUUUUUUUACAUAUGUUGAUGUUGGGGUGGUGCUGGAGGUGAUGAAUAUGAAGUAGAAACAUGUUGAAAUUUCCCUUUAAGACAUAUAGGUAACUGCCAAAAUAAAAGAAAUGCCAACAAAGUGUCUUAAUAGGGCGUUGGGCCACCCAGAACAGCUUCAAUGCGCCUUGUCAUAUAUUCUACAAGUGUCUGGAACUCUAUUGGAGGGAUGCGACACCUUUCUUCCACAAGAAAUUCCAUCAUUUUGUGUUUUGUUGAUGGUGGUGAAAAACGCUGUCUCAGACACCACUCCAGAAUCUCCCAUAAGUGUUCAAUUGGGUUGAGAUCUGGUGACUGAGACAGCCAUGACAUAUGGGUUGAGAUCUGGUGACUGAGACAGCCAUGAGAUAUGGUUUAUAUCGUUUUCAUGCUCAUCAGACCAUUCAGUGACCAAUCGUGCCCUGUGGAGGGAAAUAGGGCCCGUUUGUUUCGCAUGGCCCGGUACGCCGGGUGGGUGUAGAUUUCACUUAAGGACCAAUGGGAGCACCGGGCCAUGCAAAAUUCUCAGAAUAGAUGUGUAUGUAUUGGUGUUUACCUUGCCCUCUAAGGGGUUGAGAGGACCUAAACCAUGGCAGGAAAAUGCUCCCCACACCAUAACAGUGCUGUGAGAACCCUCAUUUACUCAAGUUUCUCCUUUAUUUUGGCAGUUACCAGUAUGUGGUGACAAUUGUUUUUCUAAAAUGGACUUUCUGGCAAAUUUUUACCUUUUUAUUUAACUAGACAAGUCAGUUAAGAACAAUUUCUUAUUUUCAAUGACGGCAUAGGAACAGUGGGUUAACUGCCUUGUUCAGGGGCAGAACGACAGAUUUUUACCUUGUCAGCUCGGGGAUUCGAUCAUGCAACCUUUCGGUUACUAGUCCAACGCUCGAACCACUAGGCUAACUGCUAUGGUGACAGGCUGCUAAUGUUCACUCUACACGGACCUACACUUGGUGCCAAUGUUCACGCAAAGCCAAAUGGGUGAGCUUAAACUAGACCCUGGGGACUCCACGUUGUCCUCUGUGUGACUUUGAAUCAGCUGGACUUUUGCAGUCUGCCAUUUGAUGUUAAUGAUACUCUUUGUAAAUGAGCAUGCACAUGCAACAUCUUUCUACUGUGGAACAGCUGACGUCUACUUUCAGCAAUAUGCACCGGAAAUAAACUGCAUGUGGACACAGAACAACAAGGUCAACCACAAUCUGCAUGGAGCAAUCAAUCAACACGCUUUCCUCCCAAUCAGAAUGGACUAUGUUUUAAGUUGUGUUCCUCUGAAAUGCCAAAAUGACUAUCGCAGGAAGCCAUGCCAUCUGUUUGAUUGACAGCCAAUCCAAUCAAGAUAAAGGCUGUGUGAGCUGAAUGGCACAGCGUAUAUGUGUACAGUGCUGUCAGAUUACCGUGUCUGUGAUGAUGACCUAGUGUCCACUUCCUCCACUUUUACAUAAAUCCAUUUGAUGUAAUGAAGACUCCUGUGUGUCAUUUCAUCUUCACUGCCCACAGCGUCAAGUCUUCAUCUCAUAAAGGACUGUCAAGUGUCAUCUAUUCUUUGUCUGAUGAAUAAUAACUUGAAUAAUUUGUUGUUGGGAUAUUGGAUGAAAGUAAUAUCAUGAUUUCUACAGACAGAUUGAUGUAAUGCCCAUUUAAAUAUUAUAUAU
Oncorhynchus mykiss (rainbow trout) is the source of this 9208-nucleotide messenger RNA. Its product is annotated as girdin. The record is from RefSeq and is a predicted model, not a curated record. Gene Ontology annotation, cellular component: centrosome; cytoplasm. Lineage: Eukaryota; Metazoa; Chordata; Actinopteri; Salmoniformes; Salmonidae. Gene Ontology annotation, molecular function: microtubule binding; dynein light intermediate chain binding. Gene Ontology annotation, biological process: cytoplasmic microtubule organization; cytoskeleton-dependent intracellular transport.